AUGCCAAUAUUCUCCUUGCUGGCUGUGGUGAUACACGCAACAUCCUCUUCACUGCUUACAUGCAGGAAAAAUCAUAGAUACCGAGCAUCGUCUUCUAACAGCCCUUCAGCCCGCAACAUUGUUCUAUUUUCCUUCAUCAUCGAUCAUGGCGAUGACCUUGACAGCAGCUCGCUCUGGAACAUGUACUAUCAUCUUUAUCUUGAUGGGUCGGAUAUGGAAUGCCUGUCGUCACAAUCCAAAAAGCUGGUCGCGUCCUCCGAGGGCCUCGAGGCUUGGAAGUCAAGUGUAUAUGGCAGUAUGCUUCCUUUCAGCGACGAGGGUACGCUGGAUGACGUUCGAGCGGUCUGGCUCAAGUUUGCAGCCGCUUCCACGAAACCCGACUCUGCACAGGGAGAAACUUUCCAAAGCCACCUCAAACGGUCCUUGGCUGACAUGGCCUUACGAUUCCGAAGCAAAGAAAACGGGCUGCCCCUCGUCACCACUGCUAUGCGCUCUGCAGCACCCAUAUUGACUGCGGUACAACAAGACGUUGUUGAAGAAUACAAGCACUACUGGAAGCACGGAACCACCGGCUUCGAUGCACCAUCCAUUCCCAACCCCAUGAUCGCAGCCUCUCUUUCCGAGCAAGUCGCCCUUCACUAUGGCACUGAUCCCAUUCUGGGGUUCCACCUCGCCACGGGCUAUGCGCCCCUGGCCGAGGCGUCACCGCUGCGUCCCGAAUACGCUCAUGAAAAGUUCAAGGCAGUGGCUUCGGCAAAGGCCCAAUUUAAGCUUGGCUUAUUGCCUGCAGAAAUCCUCGACAACCUCCUUUGCGGCCAUGCUCCCACUGUCUCGUUGCUCCUAGGCGUUAGUCCAGUUGAAUACUGGACGAACGCCACAGCCGUCUCGACGCUGCAAGAAGUAAUGCUUGGGCUGAGCGCCUCUAAGACCAGCCCUGUCCAGGUUCACAGCCGUAUCAGUUGGAAACACAAUGGAAGCUUGUCUGGCACCCAUGCCUCCGUCCGUGUCCAGAUUCAGCCUCGAGAGCUUGCCGCGAUCGUCUUUCAGAUGUACCUGAAGAUGUUCGCACACGAAAACCCGAUGGCGAUGCUAACACUAAAUGGCCCUGAUAGCUCACAGUACGGUCCGACCUCUGUCUUUACUCACUUUCACCGCGGCAGCCUCAUGGCACUGCUCAAUUUUCUUAGGAAGUCAACACUGGUCACAGACAUUACAGAGAUCUGCAUGGAACUAGAUAAAAUGAUUCGAGCGGACAAGGCUCUCGGAUUCACGAGCCAACAUGCUCAAGAGAGGGGCUCACUUUUCCACGUGCACAACCUCUUCUCCCCCGACUGGCUUCGCAGCGCAAUUCGCCGCAGCCCAUCUGCUGGGUCAUUUGCCGCCUGGUCCGAAAUCCCCGAAGUCGUGGCUGUUACGUUGGUUAUUCCGCGUGCAGAAGUGUCCCGACUGUACAGCAGUUCACCAGAGGCUAGGCUUUCUGCACCGACAUUCAUGGGAUCGUUGAGAUCUAGUCCUACUGCCGCCAGCCAGUGGCACAACACGUUUGGUGACGUACAUCUGAACUUUGGCACAGUCAGCACUUCAGGCCUGGCGACAGAAGACGGCUUCCGUGUGCACGUAGAUCAGGAUGAGAACGGGUGGUCCAGUAAUGCACCGCUGAUUGCCUCGUUCUAUGUCCCCACUGGUGCGCUCCAAGCCGAACCUAAGUCGGCCUUGAUCGGGCUUGAGGUUCAGGUUAAUCCUCAAAGUCUAGCUUUCUACUCUCCAGUUCUCGGCCCGGAAAUGCUGGUGUUCCAGGCACGAUUGGACGCAGUCAAGCAUGUCUUCGUCACGAAGUAUCUUCCUGGUCAGAAAAUAUACCCAGUGUAUUGUGCAGGGCCAGGAAAUUUUGAUAUUUCAACCGGCACGCCUGGUAUUAGUGGACAGUCGCGCUUCAUGGCCGAGACUGACUUGAGCGGCAAGAUCACCAGUAUAGUUGGCCGCUUGAGCCAACUCCCCCAGCAAGCUGAAAAGCUUCUCAAAGACAAAGCCGCUGUGAAGCUUCGUCAGGCGUCACCGUUCACGGUGGAGUUUGUCUUUGUUGACACUAACGUGGCUCUACCCAUGACAUUUCCAGUCCCGGUUGACUCACGCAAUGGACGGACGCGCGUCGCUCGAAAGUCGGGCUAUGUUGAAGCCGUAGUGCCCUUUGGAGAGCCUCUGUCACUACCAGCCCUGACAGACUUCAUGUAUCCAUCGCUGGCCGCCCAGGACGUCAAAUUCGGCUUGAUUCCCGUCACAUUGAAUUCUCCCCAUCUUGCCCUCGAUCGCCUGCCCAUCCUGAACCUUUCUGACAAGAAGUCACUUGGAUGGCUCACGUCUCUGACGUCUGCGCAAUUCUCACCGCGGGAGGCACAGGCUCGCGAAGCGUCGCAAAAGGGAGGGGUCAAGUCGGCAUCUGCUCGUCUUAACUUCAAGGAGUCUCUCUUCACCAUUUUCAUGAUCGCUUCUGGCUUACAGGGGGGUCAGACGGGGCUUUUUGCCAUUGACCAUCCUGACCGCGGCGGGAUCCACAUGCUUCUCUUUGUCUCGGCGUUCCGGCUCGACGGCGCCUCUUCUUCGAUCGUCCUCGAUGCCGCCGUUCUCCCCUUGACCAUAUCCAUUAUCACGUCCGGCGACGUCGGCGACUUCCUGAUGACCCUGCGCACCCUGGAAAUCUGUUCUAUCACAGUCGACGAUGACGAGCUCGUCCUGUGGAAGAGGGCGCUGCCUGCUCUGGCUGAGCGGGGACGUAGUUGGUCUCAUAACAAGUCCUGUGAAUACGCCGAGUCUGGCAAGAUUCCCCUCUCCGUUGAGCCUGGUGAAUCGGUGCUCUGUUCCUGCGGCGCCGGUCGCUUCCCUGACAACUUUGUCGGCGUACCGUACUGGGAACAGGGCGCAAAGCACGCGACACGCGUUGCCAUCAGUCCCACGUUCGCCGUGUCGUUGGUCGAAGACGUAUUUGACUUUGACAGAUUCCGCUCGCUGGCAAGCAAUGAAGACGUCCCCGCAAAGGAGCGCUGCAGCAACUGUCGCGCGACCGAGGCCAAGGGCACGGGUGGGCCGCUCAAGAAGUGCUCCCGAUGCCAGACAGCAAAGUACUGCAGCGCCGAGUGUCAGAAGAAGGACUGGCGGGUUCACCGAGGCGAGUGUGCGCCGAUGCUGCAGUAG
Messenger RNA from Verticillium alfalfae VaMs.102, 3189 nucleotides. RefSeq lists its product as hypothetical. The record is from RefSeq and is a predicted model, not a curated record. The coding region runs from base 1 to 3189 and encodes 1062 amino acids. The transcript is spliced from 3 exons. Lineage: Eukaryota; Fungi; Ascomycota; Sordariomycetes; Glomerellales; Plectosphaerellaceae.